AUGUUUCUAGCACUUUCUAUCGUGUGUGACAGCUACUUCGUUCCUUCUCUGGAAGUGCUAUGCGACUUUAUGCACCUUCAGACAGACGUUGCUGGUGCUACCUUCAUGGCAGCUGGCAGCUCCGCACCUGAGCUGGCUACAGCCGUUAUUGGAGUAUUUGUUGCCAAGGAUGAUGUUGGACUAAGCACAGUUGUUGGCUCAGCCAUUUACAAUGUCAUGUUUGUCAUCAGUGUGUGUGGCUUCGCUGCUAAAACAGUUGUUCAGCUUAACUGGUGGCCUUUGAUCAGAGACUGCUUAGCAUACCUAAUCAGCAUUGCAGCUUUAAUUUUUGUCAUAGCAGAUGAAGAGAUUACCUGGUAUGAAGCUGUGAUAUUUCUGGUGCUGUAUAUCUUGUACAUAGUGUUUAUGUUCUUCAACCAACCAUUGGAGAGAUUUUUAGUGCCAAAAUUCAGGUGUUGCCCAAAGGAGGCUUGUUCUGUGCCGGAUCAAGUGGUUGUUCACUAUGAGAAAAUGGCAAAUGGUGACGUUGCAGACGGUUAUUUAACUAAGUUAAAUAUAAUGCUUUAUGAUUUUGUCAUUUGUUUCGUGACUAUUUUUCCUACAGAAAUUCACAAACCAAUUCCAGAGGAGUCCAUAUGGCACAGACCUCGAGGGUGCUGGGCCUGUGUCUUGUGGCUAGUGUCAUUCCCGUUGUCUUUCGUUUUAUACAUCUCUGUACCUGACUGCAGAAGACAGAGACUGAGAAAGUGGUUUUGGAUCACCUUUACCAUGUCUUUAGUUUGGUUAUCUGUCUUUUCAUUUCUGAUGGUGUGGAUGAUUACUAUUAUUGGUUUCACAGUCAAUAUACCUGAUAGUGUCAUGAGCCUAACUUUUGUUGCAUUUGGAGUCAGCUUGCCUGAUGUUGUUGCUAGUGUUUUGGUGAUUAAGGAUGGCCUUGGUGAUAUGGCUGUGUCAAACGCGGUUGGAAGUAAUGUUUUUGACAUUCUUGUCUGCUUGGGUAUUCCCUGGUUCCUACAGACAUGCAUAAUGAAACCUGGCAGUGUUAUACAAGUUUACAGUGAAGGUCUGCUAUACUCAUCCAUCACACUGCUGUCAACUGUGGCACUGCUGAUUCUCUGCAUUCACUUUAACAAAUGGACCUUGGACAAGCGCAUCAGUGUAGUGUUCAUGAUCAUUUAUAUAGCAUAUACUGUUCUAGCUUCUCUUUAUGAACUGAAUAUAUUUGGCUACUUCCACCCAGUCGAAUGUGAGAGUCGCUACUGA
Candidula unifasciata is the source of this 1263-nucleotide messenger RNA. The record is from the annotation of a GenBank genome assembly. NCBI's taxonomy places the organism in Eukaryota, Metazoa, Mollusca, Gastropoda, Stylommatophora, Geomitridae.